AGAGGCGCAGUCCCUGAAGUUUGUUGUGGUGCGCGGCGUCCCGGAGGCCUGCGGCUGGGGGACCGGGUCGCGGUGCCGCCAUGGCGGUGCGACAGGCGUUGGGCCGGGGCCUACAGCUGGGUCGAGCGCUACUGCUGCGUUUCACGGCCAAGCCUGGCCCGGCCUAUGGCUGGGGACGGCCCGAGCGGCCGGGCCCCGCGGCGGGAUGGGGCCGCGGAGAACGCCGGGGUCAGACCGCGGGACCCGGCGCGGAGCCGCGCAGGCUCGGGCUCGGGCUGCCCGACCGCUACCGCUUCUUCCGCCAGUCGGUGGUCGGGCUGGCGGCGCGGCUCCAGCGGCAGUUCGCGGUGCGGGCCCGGGGUGGCGCGGGCCCUUGCGGCCGGGCCGUGUUUCUGGCCUUCGGUCUGGGCCUGGGCCUCAUCGAGGAGAAGCAGGCGGAGGGCCGGCGGGCGGCGUCGGCCUGUCAGGAGAUCCAGGCAAUUUUCACCCAGAAAAACAAGCUGCUCCCGGACCCACUGGACACCCGAUGCUGGCAGGGCUUCCGGCUGGAGGAGUAUGUGAUAGGACAGCCCAUUGGCAAGGGUUGCAGCGCAGCUGUGUACGAAGCCACCGUGCCUGUGCUGCCUCAGAGCCUGGAGGUGGCAAGGAGCAUCGGGCUUCUUCCUGGCAGAGGCCCAGAUACCGCUCCCCAGGAAGAGGAGCCGGCUGCCCGGGCCCCUGGCUUUCCCUUAGCCAUCAAGAUGAUGUGGAACAUCUCGGCAGGCUCUUCCAGUGAAGCCAUCUUGAGCACAAUGAGCCAGGAGCUAGUCCCAGCUGGCCGAGUGGCCUUGGCCGGGGAGUACGGAGCAGUCACUUACAGAAAGUCCAAGGGAAGUCCCAAGCAACUGGCCCCUCACCCCAACAUCAUCCGGGUCUUCCGUGCCUUCACCUCUUCUGUACCACUGCUGCCAGGGGCCCUGGUCGACUACCCUGAUGUGCUGCCGCCACGUCUUCACCCCCAAGGCCUGGGCCACGGGCGGACGCUCUUCCUCGUUAUGAAGAACUACCCCUGCACCCUGCGCCAGUACCUUCGUAUGAACACCCCGAGCCCCCGCCUCGCCACCGUGAUGAUCCUGCAGCUCCUGGAGGGGGUGGAUCACCUGGUUCAACAGGGCGUCGCGCACAGAGACUUGAAAUCUGACAACGUUCUCGUGGAGCUGGACGCAGAUGGCUGCCCCUGGUUGGUGAUCACAGAUUUUGGUUGCUGCCUGGCUGAUGAGCGCAUUGGCCUGCAGCUGCCUUUCACCAGCUGGUAUGUGGACCGGGGCGGAAACGGCUGCCUGAUGGCUCCUGAGGUGUCCACAGCCUGCCCGGGCCCCAGAGCAGUGAUUGACUACGGCAAAGCCGAUGCCUGGGCAGUGGGUGCACUCGCCUAUGAAAUCUUCGGGCUCUCUAAUCCCUUUUACGGCCAGGGCAGGGCCCACCUUGAAAGCCGCAGUUACCAGGAGGCUCAGCUGCCCGCACUGCCCAAGUCAGUGCCUCUAGAAGCAAGACAGUUGGUGAGGUCACUGCUCCAGCGAGAGGCCAGCAAGGAUCAUUCUUCCGUGAUCAUCACUGCAUGUGACUUGAGAGCCUCCUAAUCCCCGAGCUGGCGAGGAACCCAGGGAUACACGGAGAAGGACGCCAGAGUUCUCACACCCAAGAGGGCUAACAGAGAUUACAGUACCACAGAAGGGCCCUCAGAGCCAGGGCCAAACUCUUACACCAAACCCCCCUGCCUCCACCAGCACACGUAAGCCUGUGGGGCUUACCCUGAUAGGGGCAGAAAGGGUAGGACAGUGAUGUGGGGCAGGGCUUUAAACAACACUAAAUCUCAGAGAGACUUCUUGCCUUUCCAACGAUUUUCUAAGCUUGCUCCAUCAAAGAGAAUAUCUUAGUUUGAUACUGAUCUUAACACUUCUUUAACAUUUGCUAAUUGCCUUUAUAGUUCCUUCCACUGAAAGGUAAGGAUCCUGGUUUUCCAUUUUUAGUAGUGAUAUUGAGUUCACUACUAGCUUCCUUUUUAAAUGAUGUUACAGU
Messenger RNA from Neofelis nebulosa (Clouded leopard), 2058 nucleotides. RefSeq names its product PTEN induced kinase 1 (gene PINK1). The coding region runs from base 81 to 1619 and encodes 512 amino acids. The record is from RefSeq and is a predicted model, not a curated record. The transcript is spliced from 8 exons. Lineage: Eukaryota; Metazoa; Chordata; Mammalia; Carnivora; Felidae. Gene Ontology annotation, biological process: autophagy of mitochondrion; protein phosphorylation; regulation of apoptotic process. Gene Ontology annotation, cellular component: mitochondrion. Gene Ontology annotation, molecular function: ATP binding; protein serine/threonine kinase activity.